AUGCAUUCGGGCGGGGAAUCAGCCUUCGGGAUUUAACACAUAUGCAGGGCUGUUAUUAGUACUGAUCAUCUAAGACUCCAUAAAUGUUUGUUCGCCAAGUUAAAAAUGUAUUUGACCGAAGCAUCCAAACGCCUGUAAUAACUGCUCACGAUGGAGAGCUGCACACACGUUUUCCAGAUAUCUGGGCUCAAGAUCCUUGAUAAGAAGAGAGUUUUGGUCCAGAGAAUCCGGCAGCUGGGUGGAAAAUACAUAGGUGGCUCAGUCUAUCAACAGGCCAGCACCCAUCUCAUUAUCCCUCAGGUUUUGUCCAGCGAGAAGUUUUUGGCGGCCUGUGCUGCAGGAAAAUGGGUGGUGACUCCAGAAUAUGUGCUGGACAGUUUUAAGAAUGGCUCCUGGCUCGCAGAGGGACCCUAUGAAGUGUCCAUAUCCACAGGUGCCACAUCUUCCUUCUACCCUGUCAGGCAGUGGAGGGAGAAAGUGGCCAGUGGGAGGCUGGCAGGGGCCUUCCAAGGCUGGAGGGUCCUCCUCAUGGUCCAAGAGCCCACGCGCAGGGCCAUGUUCAAACGGCUCCUUAAAGCAGGCAAGGCCCAAGUAUACCACUGCCCUCCUUCCUCUCCUUCCUCUGUCACUCAUGUCAUGGCUAAACCCAUCACAGAGGACUCAAAAUACCACAAUGCUCCUUGCUACCCUGUAACCCACAUAGUCCAGCACCUUUUUGGGACCAAUUUUGUGGAUAUGAAAUUUGAUCUAACGGAUGAUCACCCACCUAAGAAGAAGAAGAAGACAGACAGUGUGGUUGAUGUUGACUUCUCAAAACUGGAGAGUGAGCUCAGGGAUUAUGUCAUCAAACAGGAGGGCCGGCCAAGAAUGUGCUUCCUUGAAUUUCUGGCUUACCAUGACCCUCACGGCCCACAGUCCCAGGCUACAAAAACAGACUUCAGCAAUGUGGGUAAUAUGAUAGAGUGUGGCCUCCUCAUUGAAGCCUUGGACUCAAUGAAAAGUGCUGUGUUCCCAGGCCGGCUACCACCAGCCCCAUACCUGGUCUCCCUCUUAGGAUAUGCACAGCAGGGUCAGGCCACAUCUUCAUACCAGAAUUUGCAGCAGGUCAUGUACAACCUGCUUAUUACCAACCCUCCCUGGCUGGCUCCCUGCAAAGUGAGAAAAUAUUUUUUCCAGGUGUUGCAGUGUCCUCGGUGUAAGGCGGGUCUCUGGCCUUUCCUAGAGACUGCCAUCAGUUAUUGCCUGUCCAGUGAGGUCUCUUGUCACCCACUCCCCGGACCUGCCCUGCCAACACUGUUACAAUUCCACAGUGACCUUCUGGCAUUUGUCCUCAAGCUUUUCCAGGGGGAACUCUACUCUGUCACUGCUGGGGAUUUUGUACUGCCUGAAAGAAGAGGAAUCUCUCAGGCUUUUGCUCCUGCAUCAGGAUCCUUGCUGUAUGCAACAUUCUGGACUGUGUGGGAGAGGUCCACGCUGUUGUCCCGAGCUGUGAAACAACUAACCAAGCUCUUGUUACAGGCUUUCAUUGAGGAUUGUGUUGAUAGGGAUGAGAAGCAAAAGCUGCGUUUGGCGGACAACCUGCUGGACCUGCUGUCCGUGUUGGUUGAGUUCUGGUGUCAGCAGCACUUCAAACUAAACCAGGCCCUGGUGGAAAAAGGUCUAAAAGACCUAGCUGAGCAUUUUGCUGUCAUCAGCCAGGAUGUGUCUCCGGUAGUGCUGGCAGAGCUAGUCGUCAGGAUUCACUCUCCCAGACUAAAAUUGGUGUUAGCAGAUGCCAUAUUAAGGAGUCUUUGCUGCAGAAAUGGAUUCACAGUUGGAGAUGAACCCCUCUCUUUUAAGAAAAUUGUGCUGUCCUACCUGCCUACUCUGGGAAGUUUAGCUCAGUGUCCCACCAGUGCUUGCCUCAGUACCGGACCCACUUCCCACAGCGGCACCAGCCAGGGGGGCGGCUGCAGCCUGGAGAAAGAGAACAUCCCCAGAGGUUUAAACAAAGUCAACGCAGCAGGAGAGACCCUCCUCCACAGAGCUUGCAAGAGGAACCAAGUGGAAACAGUGCUUCAGAUCCUAAGGCUUCCUGGCACAGACAUCAACGUUAAAGACCAUGCAGGCUGGACUGCUCUGCAUGAAGCGUGCAACCAUGGCAGCGCUGCGUGUGUUGAGGUUUUGCUACAACACCACCCUGCACCUAUACUUGAUAACCAGGUGGGCGGAAUCAGUCCUCUGCAUGACGCCGUGCUAAACGGACACAUGGACAUCGCCAAAAUGCUACUGGAGCAUGCAGGCUCGGUUCUCCUGCAGCAGACUGAUGGAAAUGGGAGAACUGCAUUGAAUCUGAUCUCUGAAACAAGUCAGAGGGAGGAGCUCCUCCACAGCGCGCAUGUCGGAGACUCAGCCCUGAGAAACUACUCGUCUGAAGUCUUGAACGUGCCCCUCCUGGAGGCCGCAUCUUCUCUGCUGGCUAACCUUAUCUUCACCUACCGUCGGGAGAAGGGCAUGCCUUGCUAUGCGCACCACGGCGACAGCCUGAACCACACGCUGGUCAGAGCCCUGGAGACACACUCCCAGCAAAAUCUGACUUUGGGCUGGACAGACCAGCGGGCAGUGAGGCUGGUGGAGGAUGCAGAGACACUGCUGGAGCUCGGCAGAGGGAGUUACCUGGGGCAGGUGUCUCAGGCAGUGAAAGAGUGCAAAGAAGAGAAUACACUAUUCCUAUUGGAGAUACUGGAGGAUUUUAAGUAUCGGGGGGAAAUGCUUCUCGCUGAUCGGUAAAUCAGAAUCAAUGCACAACAUAUUGUAAAUGCUUGAAUCAUGAAUGUGUAACAUGUGGUGGAAAUGCUAAAAGAAGAGGAUCUGUGUCUUUAUGGGUUUUAUUUAAAAGUUUAUAAUGAUGAACAAUAUAAAGAGGCCUUCAAAUGUGGAUGUAUUCCUCCACAAUGUGGCCUUCUUCUGUCUUCAUAUUCGGGUAAAUGGGUUGGAUGCUUUUCUUCAGUCAGCUGUAUUUUUGAUAGACCAUUUCAUACUUCUAAACACUGUAUUCUUAAAUCUAAAAUGUGUUGGUGUAUUUAUGUUGUGUGUGCUAAAUUGCUUUUUUUUUAGUGCUACACAAUUAUUUGUACUGUAUAGUUUGAUACUACCUCACGCUCUGGAUAUGUACAGCUAUUUUUACACGGAUUAAUGUUUUUUCACAUGUUAACUAAUUAUCACAAAUAAAACAAUUGUUCAAA
Molecule: messenger RNA, 3224 nt
Organism: Eleginops maclovinus (Patagonian blennie)
Lineage: Eukaryota; Metazoa; Chordata; Actinopteri; Perciformes; Eleginopidae
Gene: slf1
Product: SMC5-SMC6 complex localization factor 1
Biological process (GO): DNA damage response; protein localization to site of double-strand break; positive regulation of double-strand break repair
Cellular component (GO): nucleus; site of double-strand break
Molecular function (GO): protein binding
Source: RefSeq, a predicted model, not a curated record